UGCGCGCUGCCGUUUGUAUCUGUCUAUACGUUUGUGGGUGUGUGUGUGUCUGUGUGUGCACCUCAAGCAGCUCUGCUAAACGGAUUAUUAGUUGGUCGGAGGGUGAUAAAAUCAUGUCUGGUAACUGUUCAGACACUGUAUUAGCCUGGCUGGUGUUCAGUACUCGUAUUUACUGAGGGAUGAAGAGCAGGAAACAGAGGACGGUCAAAGCUGGAAGCAGCAAGAGGAAAGUCUCCAGCGAUGUGUCCCCCUCCACCAGCCUCCCUCCUCUGGUCGAGGGCCAGCUGAGAUGCUUCCUGCGGGUGACGAUAAGCCGGAUGUUAUGGACAGUCCACAAGCCUCCCUCUGCAACGUUCAUCAGACUUCGCUGGUGGGGAGAGUCAUCCAAUGGGACACACUUCUUUCCAAGAGAUGGAUCACAGCUCUCACAGAAGAGCAUCAAGACCACAGCUCGCUUCGCCAUCCGCUGUGGGCCAAAACAGUUCACCUCAUAUCUUACAGAUAUGGGCUCAUUGGUGCUGGAAGUUCUGACAAAAGCGGAUCAUUUGCCUAUUGCCCGGGCUCAGGUGGCUGGCAUCUCCCGUCUUUCUCUGUCACACCCCAUUAGUGGAUUUUACACCCUUGUAUCGCCAACAUCUGAAAAGCUGGGAGAGCUACAGGUUUCACUUAAUUUGGAACCACUGGCUGAAGCCUAUGACAGCAGCAGCUCAGGUCCUGCCACCGAUAUAAGCGUUGAAGGACCACAAGUUGCCACACUGACUGUGCCCUUGCUGCCCAGAUCACUCUCAGCUGGCAGCGGAAAAGAAUCAGUCGGGAGCAGCAAUGGAAACACACCAAGAGGGAAAGACCACUUAUAUUUCCAAAAUGCCCAGAAAGAUGAAGGCAAAGGAGGGUUGCUUGAGAAUCAGAUGCCGAUAACAAACCGAUCUCAGACCAGUCAAACAGCUGUGAAUCCCUCAAAUCAGGAGCCACCCAAUGAUAUCAUCUCUGUUAUUUUAGAGCGUGGGAACAAGCUUAGAAAUGCCAUGGUGGUAUCAGCUUUGACUUGUAACAUGGAUUCAGCCCCGGCUCUGAAAGAUACCCCUCUGCCUCUCCCAAAGGACAACAUCCUACCCCCUUCCAAGCCCAUUCCCUCUCCUCCUGGGAUGUUUCUUCAAAAUAUUCUGCAUGCUGAUUCAGCUCUCAAACACUCUGAGGAUAUGACUGUAGUCUCAGACUCUGGCUUAGAAUGUGUUGCUGACAUGGACAACAGAGCUGUAGAUCUUCUCCUUGGCAGCUUAAACACAUCUCCUUUGCCUCUCUGGGAUGUAGAGGGCCUCUCCCCUGAAUCUCUGUCUGGCCACAGCAGUGUUUGUGGGGAUAGUGAGCUCAAUGAUCCACAGUACGAUCAGAGCUUACUGGAAAAUUUGUUCUACAAAACUCCUAUGUCAGAUGUCAGACCAGAUGACAGAGAGGCAGACGGUCAAGAAAUAAUGUCCUCGAAGAAAAAUCAACCAAAACAGCUGACACGGUCUGGACCCAAGAUUAGUGGAGGCCUAAAUCCAGGGCAACAGCAGUCUCCAGAUGGUGUUGGUAUUCUUCCUGGCCUGAGCGCAGAGCAGUUGACUUUGCUGAGUUUGAUCCAAGUAGCGAGAGUGACCAUCGACUACCUUACCGUACCUACAGGCACCACCACCACCACACCGAGGAAGACCUCCAAUAAAGGGAAACCUCCUCGACCAUUAACCAACAAAAAGUGCACUUACUUUGUUGAGUACGCACUCCCAAUGGCGUCUACUUCUAGUCGGUAUGAUGGUGGCAAAGCUGUGGGUGGUGAGGUGACCAGAGCUGUUUCCAGCAAAAUCACAGGAGGAGCGGUGAAGUUCCUCCAGCACUCUGUAUUUCCUGUCCACUUCAGCACAGAAACAGUUAAACAGUGGUGGGAAACUGAUCUGAUUUUCACGAUUUACUCACGGAAGAACGACCAAAAGAAACCUGUUGCCGUCGGUAAGGCAGUUCACCCACUGCGUUAUCUGCUGCAGAGCAAGCAGCUGACGCAGUCUGUUGUCUUACCUGUACAAAACCUGGAAGGACACCGCGAAGCAAAGGAGAUUGGACCACUCGUGGUGUCACUACAACUUGCCACAGACAGCAAAAAUUUCUCCUCUGGAAAAAGCAAACACAAGCUGGCUUGGAGAGACACAUCGCCUUCACAAACUGCACUUAGUCCUCAGAGAGAGACGAGCCCCAGACCUCAACCUGUUCAUACUGGCAGAGAGGAGUUACCUACUCCCUCUUUAGAAAACUCCAGGCUUAAUAUUUGGAGUCCACAGAAACCCACAAAAGAACCCACUCCUCAUCCCGGCCUCCACACAUCACCUUAUAAAUCAAGGCAGCAGGUGGAGGAGGACCCUGAGGUCCUGCUGCAUACUUUACUCAUGGUGCCAGAUGGAAAGAACUUCAGCUGUGGGCCCGUGCAGGCUCCAAAUGUGUACUUGAACUGUAAACUCUUUUGGUGCGAUGAGAUGGCGAGAUCUGUUGUCAGCUGGGGUCAAGCAAACCCUUCUUUUAACUUUGUUCAGGUCACUCCUGUGGCUUUAACAACUAAGCUGUUGGAGCGGAUGAAGAAUAAUGUGAUGGUAAUCGAGGUGUGGCAGAAAACUGGAAGCUCUCAGCAAGAUCGUCUCGUGGGUCUUGUUAAAUUACCUCUUCACCAGUUCUACAUGUCAUUUAGGGAUCCAAAGAUAGCCCACCUGCUUCUCCAGGCGCAGUACCCUGUUUUAGGGGUAGACUGCUACAUGCCGGUCAUUGACGUGUUCUCAGGGAGUUGUAAAGGAAACCUCAGGGUUGUUCUGGCUAUGGGAGGAUCAGAGCAGAUAGUCGCCCUCCAGCGCACCAGGGAUGAGGAAUAUGACUGUUUGUCUCAUCUUGUGAAACCAGUUCAUCUGCUCGAUCACCAGCCACAUUCUCAAACAAAGGUGAUGGCAGCACAAGGGGAAACUUUGAGAGAGCAUCUAUUUGUGAUAAGAGUGGAGAAAGUCAACGGGCUGACACCUCUGCAGAGUACAGUGUGGGGUGAAGCUGACUGCUACGUCCAGUAUAGUUUCCCCUGUCAGGACGGUGACCCUGCUGCAACAGUGGACCAAAACCUCAUAGAGAGUAGUGUGAACCUGAAACCGUUUCGUACCACCACCACCCUCUGUGUGCCAGACCCGAUGUUUGGCCACACUGAGACUCACGUGCUUCUGGCUCCUGAGGGAGUUCCUGUUCAGAGGUUACUGCUCAGCUCUCUUUCAACUCAAGGCCUGAGCAGCGGAGGAGGGGUCCAGUUUGAAGUGUGGUGCAGGUAUUAUUAUCCAAAUGUCAGGGAUCAGCUUGUGGCCAAAGGACUGCUUCCGUUGUCUAAGCUGUGUGCCAUGGUCACGAUGCAGAGACAACAUCUUAAUGAGGCCCAGAUGUUCUCCCUACCCCUGAUUCCCAGGACAGAUAGUCCCCCAGGACAUCAGCCCCAGCCCUCAGGCCUGCUAGAUGUGUGCAUUCGGUACAAGCACCGGCCUGUGAGACCUGAGGCACAGACUGGUAGAGGAGCUGCUUCUCGCAUUGUUACACUUGUGAUUCAAGUGCACAGAGCAUCAGGUCUGCAGGCAGCAGCAAGGAUCAUAUCAGAAAAAGAUGAAAGGUUCAGCUACUUUGCCAGCGUGGGGGUGAACACAUACGUUACAGUCCAGCUCUCCUUCUUGCCUGAAAGUCAGAGGAGGAGUACUCGCAUAACUGCCAGGACCUUCUUACCUGAGUUCGACAACCACAUGGAGGUGUCUUGUGAUCUGCUGGUUCAGAGAAGCACUGGAGAAACCUGCAGCCUGGCUGAGCAGCUGGAGGAGGCUUCUGCUGUCUUCACUGUUUGGAACAAAGACAAUCGCAAAGUGAAUGUCUCCAAGCCUAAAGAUGUUAUGUUGGGCACAGUGAAAGUACCACUUGCUGAUCUCAUCCAUAAAAGAACAGGUAUUUCUGGCUGGUAUGGAGUAUAUAUACCUCAGGAAACAAGUUCUUCUCAGCACCAGCACGUCCUUGUCGGGGGUCUAGAGAUCUCCAUCAACUUUGCCCACCACUCAGACAGAGAGAGAGUCAUUAAAGCUGCUCAGGGUUUAGGCUGGGUAAUGGCCCAGAGUGACUAUGAAAUACAGGAUGAUGAAGAGGCCUGGGAAGAAAGCAUCAAGAAACUCUAUCUUACUUUUUCAAUGCCUAGAGCUUGGCUACCAGUCCACUGUUUGCUUCUGCCAGGCCACAGUGAGCUUCAGCGCUCCACCUACUGCUACUUCAGGUACAAGUUUUAUGACCAGGAAGCCUUCUGCUCUCAGAUGAAACACCCGUCAGUCGUAGAGGGCGGGAUGGACAACCAGGCCACGGUGAGUUUUGAAGGAAGUAGAACUGUGGAACUGAGAAGUUCCCAACCUUUAAUGUGGUAUCUACGAGAGGAGCGGCUAGAGGUGCAGGUGUGGGUCGCCUUCACGAAGAACAAAAGCAGAAGACCCUCUGACACAGACCGACUUGUUGGCUCAGCAUUUAUCGAUCUGUCCUCUCUUGCAAAGACACGCAAGCAGAAGCUGACUCUCAGUGGCGUAUACCCACUGUUCAGGCGCUCUGCAGCAGAUCUACAAGGGGCAGCUCUCAGGGUGCACAUCACCCUAACAGCAGAUUCUGUCCCCAGGGAGGCAUCUACUGGAGCUGACAUCCAGGUGGACUCUGACAGCCAGGGUGAGCUCUUAUCAGAGGAGGUGGAAAGAGAAGAUCAACCUCCCUCGUCCACUACUCCCAAAAAGUCAUGUACACAAAGCAGACACAAGAAUAAAUCCUCCAGAACCACUCCAGACAUCACAUCUGUGCAGCACACUGAAAUGAGCACGGAUGACUCCUUCCCUGUGACGGUUGCAGUGGACCAGGCCAUGCACCUGAAUCUGAAAAGCUGUCCUCUAGCAGAGCGCAGUGAAGGGACUCCAUGCUGCUGCAUUUCAUAUGUCACCGCUGACUCUGCAGAACCAGUGUCCACAGCUGUCAUUGCCAACACUGACUGCCCCGUUUGGGACCAUCAACAUGAGUGCAGGCUUUCAAAGGAGCUACUGAUUGAUCCACAGCAAUCUCUCGUGUUCAAAGUCUGGCACAAAGGAGAAAUAGAGAGGGUGCUUGGAUUUGCCUCCGUAGACUUGUCCCCUUUACUCUGUGGGUUCCAGUCAGUGUGUGGUUGGUACAACAUCACAGACUUCAGUGGUCAGUGUCACGGCCAGCUCAAAGUGUCCAUCACUCCGCUAAAGGGAGUCCAAGACCUCAGAGGACAGAGAAGAACUGUGAAUGAAGAAGCUGCCAAAAACUCAUCUGCUUUAUUGCAGACCCUUCCUCUCAGCUAUCAUACCACAGCCACCUACAGUAGCUUCCCCUCUCACAUCAGCCGCUACCCUGAGCAGACAAUCUCCUCUCCUGACCACACAGACAGGCUGUUCUCUGAGAGGUCCAAUGAGAGUGACCGUCAUGUUGAGCACAUGGACAAAGUACGUCUAUACCAUCAGAGUCUGCAGGAGCAAACAGCAGCUCACUCUGCCUGCAGCAGCAGUGCAGGUGACAUCAAUCCCUCCAGCUCAUUCCUGUUUUCAGCACUCAGGAGAAAACUCAGUGAGCUUGACAACAUCCAGAGAUAUUUCAGCCGUAAACUUUCCACUCCCACCUUCCCGUCUGUGACUGAGCAGGACUGUCACACCAAACAUGAGCAACACAGAGAGUCAGAGACAGACACAAAACAGCUUCUUCUCAAGUCCAACCAGUUAGUCGGAGAAGUCAACAAUAUCAUUAGUGGUCUACGAGGACACCACCUGGAAACGAUUCCUUCCAACCCCCCCAGCUUCUCAACAACUUCCCCUGCCGGAAGCGAAAACCAUCAAACUAUCCCUGAAAAUAUCUCAAGUCUACGCAGAGCUUCAAAUUCUUCCCAAGAAGAUGCAUCUAUUCUGUUGUCUCCACUUCCGAAGAUGUCUGAAGACCAUACAGACUCUGAGGCUGAGGAAGAAAAGGAUAGACGGAGUUACACAAUUGUCCGAGUAUCUGAGGUUGAAAUCGAAGAAGGAACAGAUGAAGAUGAAAAUGGGACAGACCGUGGACAGGACGAGGAUGCUGAUGAUGAUGACGAAGGGGAGGAUGAAGAUUACGAGGAGGUUGUGGUGAAGCCAAGGCAUCUAAAUGAGGUGACCUCUUUAACAGACAAAACCAGUCCUUGGACCAGCAUGAUGUCAGACCCUGACAUGGUUUCUCUGGAGAGCCUGGAGGCACCAGAGGAGCCGGACCUGAACCAAGAUGAGGAAGAGAGGAGGCAGGUGGUAAAUGUGGAACCUCACGACUCCAGUGGGAAACACGAAUGUACAAGACAAGGGGAAAGUGACAGUUUUAAUGAAUCAGCAGGAGACGCUUCAGACACUGAGACAGGUGGUGAAAGGACACAGCAAGCAGAAGGCCCCAAAGCCUGAACAAGGGGUCAGGUGACACAGAUCCAUCACCCUCUAUACUGCAUGCCACAGAUACCCCUGAUUCUUCCCUGGACGAUCAAGAUUCACAGCUCCAACCCUCGGUCCCUGUGGAGGUCCCUAAUUUCUUCCUCCCCUCUCACCACCUGGAGGCAUCAAUGAGAGCCAUAAAAUUAGCUCCUUCCUUCUCCCAGACAUCCAGUGACCCAGGGCAGAUCUCUCCUGUUCAGAGCUUUCCUCAUCGCAGAAGUCCUCGACAGCGUCCCAACAUGUCACCAUCAUCUAUGAAGAAAGAGACUGAAAGGAUAGCAAAAAUAUUUGCAGCUCACUUUGGAGACAAUCAUUAGUAUGUGCUGGUUUUAGCCUAAGACCAUGAAAAGAUCAUGUGAUUUUAAUGUAACAUUUUGUAUUUUUAUAAAUAAAUAUUUAGUGUUUACUGUU
Molecule: messenger RNA, 6926 nt
Organism: Lates calcarifer (barramundi perch)
Lineage: Eukaryota; Metazoa; Chordata; Actinopteri; Centropomidae
Gene: c2cd3
Product: C2 domain containing 3 centriole elongation regulator
Biological process (GO): centriole elongation; cilium assembly
Cellular component (GO): centriolar satellite; centriole
Source: RefSeq, a predicted model, not a curated record